Messenger RNA from Lachancea lanzarotensis, 7341 nucleotides. It is a transcript of the gene PRP8, whose product is annotated as LALA0S05e09362g1_1. Gene Ontology annotation, biological process: spliceosomal tri-snRNP complex assembly; mRNA splicing, via spliceosome. The record is from RefSeq and is a predicted model, not a curated record. Gene Ontology annotation, cellular component: U5 snRNP; catalytic step 2 spliceosome. NCBI's taxonomy places the organism in Eukaryota, Fungi, Ascomycota, Saccharomycetes, Saccharomycetales, Saccharomycetaceae. Bases 1 to 7341 code for a protein of 2446 amino acids. The transcript has a single exon. Gene Ontology annotation, molecular function: U1 snRNA binding; metallopeptidase activity; U2 snRNA binding.
AUGAGCGGCCUGCCUCCUCCCCCUCCGCCCCCUGGGUUCACAGCAGGGUCUUCCUUACCGCCUCCACCACCACCACCAGGAUUCAAAGGUCCCCGUCAAACGGCUUUGAAUAGCAGCACGCAAAAAACAAACUCUGUAGCACAUGGCAGUAGCAAAGGAGCCUCGGCGACAUUAAAUGGCAAUUCACAGAAGAGGAGCUCCGUCGCAUUCAGUCCCGUAAAUAGUCCUGAUGGGCUUCCAGUGCCUCCUCCACCACCUCCUCCAAGAACUCGUAAAUUUCCCACGGACGAAGCUUCAAAGCGGCAGCCAUCACCUCCUCCUGCAUCUUUAGAUAAUCACUCAAUGAAAAGGAGAAAAACAGUUCCAUCUGGUGUCCCAAGAGUUAACCUUACGAAAGAAACGCUUCGAUUCAAGCGUACGGAGUGGCUAAACUUACAGAAAAACAAGUUUCAAAGAAAAGGAACCCCCACGAAAGUCAAGUCCAAAGCACACAGACGUGGCUUGGUACAUUCACACAAGGUAGACAUGCCACCAGAACAUCUAAGGAAAAUUAUCAAUGAUCACAGGGACAUGACGUCUAAGCGAUUUGACCCUGACAGAAGAGCAUUUCUUGGGGCGCUUAAGUACAUGCCUCACGCAAUACUGAAGCUCAUAGAAAACAUGCCACAGCCUUGGGAACAGGUUCGGGAAGUGAGGGUUUUGUAUCAUAGUACUGGUGCUUUGACCUUCGUUAAUGAAAUACCGCGUGUGAUAGAGCCCGUUUUCGCUGCCCAAUGGUCAACUGCAUGGAUUGCUAUGCGACGCGAGAAAAGAGAUCGGCGACAUUUCAAACGUAUGCGUUUUCCGCCGUUUGAUGAUGACGAGCCUCCUCUUUCGUAUUCCGAACAUGUACAACAUAUCGAGCCGUUAGAUGCUAUCAAUCUGCGACUCGACGAAAUUGAGGAUGCCGCUAUAAAGGACUGGAUUUUUGAUUCGAGGCCAUUACUCGAGAGCAAAGCCAACAUCAACGGCUCGUCCUAUAAAGGUUGGAGACUCGAUUUACAGAUUAUGUCCAACUUGUAUAGGAUUACAUCGCCUCUAUUGGAAGAGGACCAAGACGGUAAUAGUCGAUACCUUUUCAACAACGAUUCCUUUUUCACAGCUAAAGCUUUGAACAAUGCCAUCCCAGGUGGACCAAAAUUUGAACCUUUAUUUCCCGAAGAUGAAGACGGCGAUUAUGAUGACUUCAGCUCACUUGAUCGCAUUAUUUUCCGCAUUCCCAUAAAAACGACAUAUAAGGUUGCUUUUCCUCACCUCUACAAUCCACGCCCCCGAGAAGUUCGCCUUUCCUGGUACAAUGAUCCCAUUAGUUGCCGUGUUAGCAGAAGCGACGAUGAAACAGCCCAGGCUUUCCGAUUUGACGCUUCUUUUAAUCUAAUUCAUACGACAUCCCAGAAGUCCGAGGCAGGUCUUUUAUCCAGUGACUUCAGUCUCCAACCGGAAUUUGAGGCGUGUCUGCAAGAUUUGAAUUUAGAGUCUCCUCAGACUCAAGAUGCUGUUUCUUUAUAUCAUGCACCAUUUCCAUUUAAUAGAAGAACGGGCAAAACAAUCAGGUCGCAAGAUGUGGCUUUAAUAAAAAGAUGGUUUUUGCAGAGGCCGGAGCAUGAUCUUCCUAUCAAAGUAAGGGUUUCUUACCAGAAGCUGCUGAAAAAUCACGUAUUGAAUGAACUCACAAAUUCGAGAUCGUCAGGUAGAGGCAAAAAGAAGUUACUCAAAAGUCUUCGCAAUACCAAGUAUUUUCAACAAACGACUAUCGAUUGGGUUGAAGCAGGCUUGCAAGUAUGUAGCCAAGGCUUCAACAUGUUGAAUUUGCUCAUUCAUAGGAAAGGCUUAACUUAUUUGCAUCUUGAUUACAACUUCAAUCUUAAACCAACAAAGACACUGACGACAAAGGAGCGCAAGAAAUCGAGGUUUGGCCAUGCCUUUCACUUAAUUCGAGAAAUUUUAAAGGCUACGAAACUUCUGGUGGAUGCCCAUGUUCAACAUAGACUGGGAAAUGUUGACGCUUUUCAACUUGCUGACGGUAUCAAUUACAUUUUAAACCACCUUGGUCAGUUGACUGGUGUUUAUCGUUACAAGUAUAAAGUCAUGCAUCAAAUCAGGGCUUGUAAAGAUAUCAAACACAUCAUCUAUCAUCGCUUCAACAGAAUCAUUGGGAAAGGUCCUGGCUGUGGUUUCUGGCAUCCGUCCUGGCGUGUUUGGAUAUUUUUCAUGAGGGGUAUUAUUCCACUCUUGGAGCGUUGGCUUGGAAACCUUCUGGCGCGCCAGUUCGAAGGUCGAUCUAGCGAAGUCGUCAAGACAGCGACGAAGCAACGUCUAGACGCAUACUACGACCUCGAGUUGAGAGCCGCGGUGAUGAAUGACAUACUCGACAUGAUGCCCGAAGGGAUGAAACAGAACAAAACUAAGACAAUUCUACAGCAUUUGAGCGAAGCGUGGCGGUGCUGGAAGGCAAACGUGGCAUGGAAUGUGUCCGGUAUGCCAGAGCCUGUCAAGGCAAUUAUUGAGAGAUAUAUUAAAGCCAAAGCUGACGGCUGGGUUUCUGCUGCCCAUUAUAAUCGUGAUCGCAUCAAGCGCGGUGCUCACGUCGAAAAAACUGUUGUACGGAAAAACCUGGGGAGAUUGACCCGCCUUUGGAUGAAGUAUGAGCAAGAACGCCAGCAGAAAAUUGAAAAAAAUGGUCCCGAAAUCACCCCAACUGCUGCAACCAACAUCUUUAAAGCAAUGGUAAACUGGUUAGAGACAAACAAUUUCUCACCUAUUCCUUUCCCUCCAUUAACCUACAAAAAUGAUACCAAAGUUCUCGUUCUCGCACUUGAAAAUCUCAAAAAUGCUUAUUUUUCCAAGGUUCGACUAAAUGCAACCGAAAGAGAAGAAUUAGCGUUGAUUGAAGAAGCUUACGACAAUCCUCAUAAUACACUCAAUCGGAUAAAAAAAUAUCUUUUGACGCAACGGGUCUUUAAGCCUGUUGAUCUUUCUAUGAAAGACGAGCUUCUUCAAAUUUCUCCUGUUUACUCCGUGGAUCCUUUAGAAAAGAUAACUGACGCAUACCUUGACCAAUACCUGUGGUACGAAGGUGAUCGGAGACAUUUAUUUCCAAACUGGAUUAAACCGAGCGAUGCGGAAAUUCCUCCCUUGUUGGUUUACAAAAUGACUCAAGGCAUUAACAACCUGAAUGGUAUUUGGGACGUGUCGGAUGGACAAUCAACUGUCAUAUUACAGACAAAUCUGGACGAAAUGGUAGAGAAGAUAGACUUCACUGUACUCAAUCGACUUUUGAGACUAAUCAUGGACCCGAACUUGGCCGACUACAUCACUGCCAAGAACAACGUAGUAUUGAAUUUCAAAGAUAUGAGCCAUGUUAACAAGUAUGGUCUCAUUAGAGGUCUUCAAUUUUCCUCCUUCGUUUAUCAAUUCUAUGGUCUCAUGAUCGAUCUUCUGAUACUGGGCCCUGAUAGGGCUUCUGAGCUGGCCGGACCACCAAGCUCUCCAAACGAAUUUUUGCAGUUUAAAAGUUUAGAUGUCGAAAAAGGAUCACCGCUCAAGCUAUACUGCAGAUACUUUGACAAAAUUCAUAUUGUUCUUCACUUUGAGGAAUAUGAAGCCGAGGAGCUUGUACAGGACUACCUAUCGGAAAACCCAGAUCCAAACUUUGAAAAUGCAGUGGGAUAUAACAAUAAAAAGUGCUGGCCAAAAGAUUCUCGCAUGAGAUUAGUCCGGGACGACGUUAAUUUAGGCAGAGCUGUAUUUUGGGAGUUUGCCAGUCGUGUACCCUCGUCUUUAGCGAACAUAUCAUGGGAAAGCUCCUUAUUGUCCGUUUACAGUAAGACCAAUCCUAAUCUCUUAUUCACCAUGUGCGGCUUUGAAGUACGGAUACUUCCCAACGCAAGAAGCGAAGAAGUGUUAUCAACAGAUGAGGGAGUAUGGGAUCUUGUUGAGCAAGAUACCAAACGAAGGACUGCAAAGGCUUUUUUGAAGGUUUCUGACGAAGAUGUGGAAAAAUUCAAUAAUACAAUCAGAGGUAUUUUAAUGGCAUCCGGCUCAACCACCUUUACGAAAAUUACAGCAAGGUGGAAUACCGCUUUGAUUUCGUUAUUUGCCUACUAUCGAGAGGCGAUUGUGGCUACAGAAUCUCUUCUAGAUGUACUGGUCAAGUGUGAAACAAGGAUUCAAAACAGGGUGAAGUUGGGGCUCAAUUCUAAAAUGCCGACAAGAUUUCCGCCCGCAGUUUUUUAUACUCCGAAGGAGCUCGGCGGCUUAGGCAUGUUGAGUGCAUCCCACAUCUUAAUUCCAGCUUCCGAUCUAAGCUGGUCCAAACAGACAGAGACGGGAAUAACACAUUUCAGGUCAGGAAUGACCCACGAGGAGGACAAACUCAUUCCAACGUUGUUUAGAUAUAUUACAACAUGGGAGAAUGAGUUUCUUGACUCGCAAAGAGUAUGGACCGAUUAUGUCGCAAAGAGGCAAGAGGCUUUACAACAGAAUCGCCGUCUUGCAUUUGAAGAACUGGAGGGAUCGUGGGAUCGUGGUAUUCCUCGUAUAAGUACUUUGUUUCAGAAAGACCGCCACACAUUAGCUUACAACAAAGGGUAUCGAGCAAGGCUGGAUUUCAAACAAUUUUCAUUGGAACGGAACAAUCCAUUUUGGUGGACAGACACUCACCACGACGGUAAGCUUUGGAACUUAAAUGCUUAUAGAACCGACGUCAUUCAAGCUUUAGGAGGAAUCGAAACAAUCCUUGAACACACCCUGUUUAAAGGCACCGGGUUCAGUUCAUGGGAAGGCCUUUUCUGGGAAAAAGCAUCCGGAUUUGAAGAUUCCAUGCAGUUCAAAAAACUAACACACGCACAACGGACAGGCCUGAGCCAAAUACCUAAUCGUCGUUUCACGUUAUGGUGGUCACCAACAAUAAACAGGGCCAAUGUAUACGUUGGUUUCUUGGUCCAGCUUGAUCUAACAGGAAUUUUUUUACAUGGAAAAAUUCCAACUCUCAAGAUUUCGCUUAUCCAGAUUUUCAGAGCUCACUUGUGGCAGAAGAUUCACGAGAGUAUUGUUUUCGAUAUUUGUCAAAUUAUUGAUGGUGAAAUGGAUAUGCUGCAGAUUGAGUCUGUGGAUAAGGAGGCUAUUCAUCCGAGGAAAUCAUAUAAAAUGAAUUCAUCGGCCGCGGAUAUCUUAUUGAAAAGCAAUUAUUCUUGGAAUGUUACAAGGCCAUCUCUUCUUCAUCAUACAAAUGACAGAUAUGAUGCAACGAAUACAGGUAAAAUUUGGGUUGACGUGCAACUUCGUUAUGGUGAUUACGAUUCUCACGAUAUUUCUCGAUAUGUGAGAGCCAAAUUUCUGGAUUAUACAACGGACAAUAUCAGCAUGUAUCCUUGUCCUACAGGUGUAAUGGUGGGUAUUGACCUCGCAUACAAUAUGUAUGAUUGUUAUGGUAACUGGUUUGAGGGCCUAAAACCAUUGAUGCAAAAUGGUUUGAAAACGAUAAUGAAGGCUAAUCCCUCCUUAUACGUGCUUCGGGAAAGAAUAAGGAAAGGACUUCAAAUUUAUCAGUCUCAAACACAAGAGCCUUUUUUAAAUUCCUCCAACUACGCGGAACUGUUUUCGGAUGACACAAAGUUUUUCAUUGACGAUACGAACGUUUACAGAGUAGCUGUGCACAAGACCUAUGAGGGAAACAUUGCAACCAAACCUAUUAACGGUUGUAUCUUCACGCUAAACCCAAAAACUGGAGAACUCUAUCUUAAGAUCAUUCACACAUCGGUGUGGGCAGGUCAAAAACGUCUAAGUCAGUUGGCCAAAUGGAAAACUGCAGAAGAAAUAAGUGCUCUGAUUAGAUCUUUACCGAAGGAGGAGCAACCCAAGCAGAUCAUUGUAACAAGAAGAGCAAUGCUCGAUCCGCUUGAGGUGCACAUGUUAGAUUUUCCUAAUAUCUCUAUUAGACCUACAGAGCUGAAGCUACCCUUCUCGGCUUCUUUAGCUAUCGAGAAGCUCUCGGAUGUUGUCAUGAAAGCUACUGAGCCGCAAAUGGUUCUUUUUAACAUUUACGAUGAUUGGCUAGACCGUGUAUCUUCAUACACUGCUUUUUCGAGAUUGAUUUUGUUGCUAAGAGGAUUGAGAACCAAUGAGGAAAAGGCCCAGAUGAUUUUAAAGAGUGAUCCAACGAUACCUAUCAAAGAGCAUCAUUUAUGGCCUUCUUUCAACGAUAAUCAAUGGAUUCAAAUCGAGAGCAAACUGCGUGAUUUGAUCUUGGAUGAAUAUGGAAGAAAGUACAAUGUCAACAUCGCUUCUUUGACGCAGACGGAAAUCAAAGAUUUAAUUCUGGGCCAAAAUAUCAAAGCACCGUCCGUGAAACGACAACAAAUGGCAGAGAUAGAAGCUGCUAAAUCUUCAAGCAACAAUAUUAAUGUGGAUGAGCAAUCCGCCGUAGCAACAAAGAUAAAGCAAACAAAUGCUCAAGGCGAAGAAAUUAUGGUUGUCACAUCCACUAAUUAUGAGAAUCAAAUGUUCAGCUCUAGCAACGAAUGGCGUCAAAGGGCAAUAUCUAACUCUUUGCUGUACAUGCGUUUGAGAACGAUAUAUCUCUCAUCAGAAGAGUUUGUGGAGGAGAAAAAUGUUUAUAUCCUUCCUAAGAAUCUUCUAAAGAAGUUCGUUGAAAUAUCGGACUCCAAAGCCCAAGUUGGAGGGUUCAUUUUUGGUAGCGCUGCGGGAGACCAUAAAAAAGUAAAAGAGAUCAAGACAAUUGUGAUGGUACCACAGCUUGGCAACAGUCACACCAUCCAGUUAAGUCAGCUAUCAGAAGACUCAUUAUAUCUUCAAAACUUAGAACUGCUUGGGUGGGUGCACAGCAACAGUGAAGAGCUCAAAUAUAUGACGGCGCCCGAGGUUUCUGUGCAUUCCAGCUUGUUUCUCAAUCGUCGAGAUGCCAUAGAUUUGUCCGUGUAUCUCAAUCCGGGUUCAGUUUCUUUAUCGGCUUACACCUUGUCAGACGACGGGUUUGAAUGGGGAUCGGCCGAUAGGGAUGAACUUGUCAGAACACCGGAAGGAUUUGAACCAGCUUUCAGCGAGCAUGCACAAUUGAUGCUUUCGGAUAGAAUUACUGGUUAUUUUCUUGUACCGUCUUCUGGUAUCUGGAAUUAUGCUUUCAUGGGUGCGGCAUUCGAUUCAAACAAAAUAAGCGAUCUAAAACUUGAUGUGCCACUGGAGUUCUACAACGAACUACAUCGUCCCGUUCACUUUUUGCAGUUCGGAGAGGUCGUAGAGAAUGAAGAGCUCGAACCGGAUGAAGAAGAUGUGUUUGGUUAG